Molecule: messenger RNA, 623 nt
Organism: Dreissena polymorpha
Lineage: Eukaryota; Metazoa; Mollusca; Bivalvia; Myida; Dreissenidae
Exons: 6
Coding region: 96-557 (153 amino acids)
Source: RefSeq, a predicted model, not a curated record
GUGCCCAACCGAAUAAUUUUAAUGAAAGACGUGAUAUCUGAUAGUGGUGUAUAGUAAUGUGCUGUUUAUAAACAGAAUACUCGAAGUUGGCGAUUAUGCUGACGGACGAACAAAAGAAAUACGCUACCAGCGCCUUCGAAAGCCUUGUUAAGAAGCGCACUGGUUCUCUUCCUAGCAACAAGGAGACGCUGACCUCCGCGGUGCGCCUCGCUGGACUAAACCCGACUGACCACGAGAUCGAUCAGCUCAUGACUGUAUCAGACCUUAGCGACGCCGGGCUGACCAAGGAGGAGUUUCUGUCUCUGUUGGCGCGCCUGGAGUGGCGCAGUCCGGAGGAGGCGCGGCGCACACUGCACCAAGACUUUACCAUGUUUAUAGACAACAACGCCCAGACCAUAGCGGACGAAGAGUUCGUAGCGAUUCUGACCCGCGAGGGCGGCGAAAAACUGACCGUGGACGAGGCCAAUCGGAUCGUCAGCAGGUUCGAGCGGGACGCACAGGGCGACCUUGACCUUAAAGAUUUGAUCGAGCAGCUGCUCGCGGUCACACCGCGUUGAAUCGUGGAUAUGAAGGACACAAACACUUCCGUUACUAUACUUUAAGUUGUUAAAGACAUGCGAAAU